This is a messenger RNA of Neodiprion virginianus, 1853 nucleotides long. RefSeq names its product jerky protein homolog-like. Gene Ontology annotation, molecular function: DNA binding. The coding region runs from base 91 to 1671 and encodes 526 amino acids. NCBI's taxonomy places the organism in Eukaryota, Metazoa, Arthropoda, Insecta, Hymenoptera, Diprionidae. Gene Ontology annotation, cellular component: nucleus. The record is from RefSeq and is a predicted model, not a curated record. The transcript has 4 exons.
GAUUCUGCUCCUACUAUCGACAUCUGUUAUCGUGGCUCUUGCGCAGCUUUAGCAGUUUCAACUGUAAUAAGAGAUACAAGUGUUGCAGUGAUGGACUGCGACGGUAAUUCAACCAAACGAAAAUUGAACAAUUUUACACUGAAGCAGAAGAUUGACAUAUUGAACAACAUCAAAUGUGGGAACAAAUCGAGGUACGCCAUUUGCCAAGAAUAUAAUAUCGGUGAAAGUACCUUGAGAAAAUGGAUACACGAUGAAGACAAGUUGAGGGAAUUUUGGAGCAAGAAUAACACGUGUUCAAGCCAUAAAAAAAUACGCACCGAAGAUAACCCGCAUUUGGGAGAGGCAUUAUUCAUUUGGUACAAUGAAAAUAGGAUAUUAGGAAUUCCUAUUACUGGGCCUGUUUUGAAAGCAAAAGCCCGAAUCGUGAACAGACUAUUGGAUGGUAAAAAGAAGUUUUCGGCGAGCAAUGGAUGGUUAAGUAAGUGGAAGAAACGAUACAGCAUUCGAGAGUUGUCGAUAAGUGGAGAAAAGAAACCGUCAGACGCGAACGUAGUUGAACAAUAUAUAACCGAACUAUCGGAGAUAAUAAACAGAAAAUCGUUAUCAAGAUGCCAGAUAUUCAACUGUGACGAGACCAUUUUAAAUUAUAGAAUGCUGCCGGAUCGAAUAAUCGCGGAAAAAAUUGAGGAACAGCAAUGGUUGGAAAAAAUCAACAAUGAACAUGUGACGGUUAUGGCUUGCAGUAAUUCCGACGGCAGUUUAAAGCUGCCGCUGGCGGUGAUUGGAAGAUCGGAAAAACCGAGCUCUCUCAAAAAUAUCCAGUCGAGUAAUCUCCCGGUAUUUUAUGCAAGCCAGCAAAAGGCCAGGUUGAAUCGUAAGAUUUUCAACGAAUGGUUCGAAAAAGAAUUCGUCACUCGUGUAGCCGGAUUUUUAACGGAAAGAAACUUACCGAUGACAGCGAUACUGAUCGUCGAUAACGCGUCUUCCCAUUUGGCCAUCAAAGCAUCCUUCGGCGAUAUAAAAACACAUUUUCUGCCGGUAAGUGCGGCUGCUACUUCACUCUUGCAGCCGAUGGAACAGGGAAUUUUUCAGACCCUAAAAAUCCACUUCAAGCAUGCACUGGUUACUUCCGUCCUCAAUGCUCGGGAGGAUGGAAUAGAUGUGAUCAGAUAUUUGAGGUCAGUCAAUUUACGCGAGGUCAUUCACUGGGUCAAUGACGCGUGGGAAGAAAUCCGUCCAAGUAGCAUCAGUAGGUGCUGGGAAAAACUCCUGCCGGUAAUUCGGGAGAAUCAAAAUGUGCGGAACGCUUCAUCCCAGACGAUAACUUCAUCCGAAAUUCUCUGCGCUCUGCACCGAAUUGAUGAGUUCAAAAAUUUGACUGAGAAUCAAGUCGAUGAAUGGAUUGCUUAUGAGAAUACGGAAGCUACAUCAUCGACAAUAAUGACCGACGAUGAAAUCAUUCAGAUGGUUUUAUGCCAGCGAAACGAGGAUGAAACUAACGAUGAGGAAAUUAACUGUGAAGAUGAAAACGAAGUCACGGGUACCGAUACAAUCAACGCCAUAAAUCGAGUGAUACACUACUUUAAGAAAUCGAACUGUAUUACCGGGCUAGAAAUGUGCAAUUUAUACAGACUGAAGGGAAGAGCUCUGACAAUAAAAAUGAAAUCGUAGUUCCGCGAUGUGUAUAAUUUAUUCUUUGUUUAAGUUAUGUUGUUGAUCGUCAUAAAGCUUUAUACAGAUUUGAUAAUUCAAAACCGAAAAGAAAACAGUAACAAUAAUUCAUCGAUUACAUUCAUUUAUAGUCAUUCCAUAUUUUUCGUACAUUUAUGGUCGUUGGAAUUAUUUAGAACUAU